This is a messenger RNA of Lizanozyma spartinae, 1032 nucleotides long. RefSeq lists its product as uncharacterized. The transcript is spliced from 2 exons. The record is from RefSeq and is a predicted model, not a curated record. Lineage: Eukaryota; Fungi; Ascomycota; Pichiomycetes; Serinales; Debaryomycetaceae. Bases 1 to 1032 code for a protein of 343 amino acids.
AUGUUUAGUUCGAACACUCCAAAUCUUAGUCUCCCCACAGCAUUUGCGGCCAAAUCAUUGGUUCUUGCCGCAACGCCUUCGGUGCUUCCUCACCUUUUCCCAAUAAUAGAGAAUAUCCACUCUCAAGGAAUACAAGUUUUAGUUGCAGGUGUUGAUACUAUUCCCUUGAACAACCGUAAUGGAGUUUCAGAGUUGUGGCUUAAUGAAAAGUUGGAGAUAAAAAGUCCUGAAGACGAAAGCAAGGAUCAUUCCCAUUCCCAUUCGGAUUUGUCGUCGGUUCACAAGCUCAAUAACUGGGAGAGUACCAAAGGUUCCUUAAGAAUCAAUAUAAAUGAUAAUUCCGUCGUCGAUAUGCAAUUGGCAAAUACGCUUUUUUCCACUGGUCACGAUCAUACAUUAUUUUAUUUGGAUAGCUCUCGUAGAGGCUCCGGUGAAUUGACAGACCAAUUAGAAGUAAUAUUACCUUUGGGAUUGGUCAAAGAGGAAAAGGCAGCAGUCACUGACAGAUGGACACCACUUUAUGAAGGUCAAACAUUUACAAUUACUAAUUGUGUUGGAAACUUGUUGAAACAAGUUGACGGGAAAGGUGCCUCAUCUUAUUUGGAGAAGAGCAAAUUGCUCAUGGACCUUGGUUCCAAAGAUACUCAAGUUUAUGUUAAGAUUCACAGAAAAGCAGGUAACUACAAAACAAUACUAAGAUACGAGGUCAUAGCGGGAGGAGGUGGCUGGGGAGCUAAAGCGGAUAUUAUAGCACUCACACCUCACGCCACCAUUUCUAAAGGUGAUAAAAUAGAGUUUUUUAUGCUAACCCCCUCAGAUAGAUAUAGCAGUGAUAGCCAGUCACUGCGAAAUAGCUUAGAUAAUAGCAUAGUAAUCGAGUGCAGCCAGGAGGAAGUUUCAUACAACAACGGUGCAACUGGUGAUGAUGCCUCAACAUUAAGCUAUUUUGGAUGUGGUAGCGAGAAAGGGUUUACAUAUAAAGGAGUGGGCCAUGCCUCUUCAGGUGAAAAAUUGGCAUUCGCCUUGAAUUAA